AUGUUCAAGGCCGUGGCUAGCGAGCAUAUUCGUAUUGUGUCCUGGCAAGGGAUAUCGUGCAUUCUUCUGUCACUGGCAGCUGCGAGCGUCGGCUGGAGCAUAUUGCUGGCCAUACACAAUCUCUACCUCCAUCCUCUCCGCAGAUUCAACGGACCAAAAUUAUGGAUCGCGUUUCCCAUUCUCAAAAGCAUCGCGCAGCUUCGAGGGCAGCUCGACUUUCAGAUCCGCCAGUUCCAUCGAAUAUACGGCAACGUCGUUCGACUUGGGCCAAAUGAACUCACCUUCACAUCUGGUCAAUCCUGGAGGGACAUAUACGGACACGGACAUGUAGAGCUUCCAAAGGUUUUCCCCAAGGGUACAGGGCAUGGCGACAGUGGUCGCCCGAGCGAAAUCAUCUCCGCAGAUGCCAGAACCCACUUUCGAUUUCGAAGGGCAAUGCUGCCAGCAUUUUCAAAUAAAGCGCUCGACCAACAAGAGCCUCUCAUCCAGGUAUAUGUCGACUUGCUCAUUGACAAGCUUCGUCGAGUGGCUGCAGAAGGACGGCAAACCGAUAUGGUGCAAUGGUAUACGUUCACGACCUUUGACCUCAUCGGCGACCUUGCAUUCGGAGAGUCUUUCGGUGGUCUGAAAGCAGGCAAACAAAACGCAUGGGUGACCAACGUUGAGCGAAUGAUGAGACUCUUCCCGAUCCUCGUGCUUGCAAACGCCUCACCUUUGCUAUCCAAAAUUUUCCUUCUUGUGGCCGGAGAGAAAAUCCAGCAAUCUCGCCAAAAGCACUUGAACCUCGUCAAAGUCUUAGUGACAAAGCGACUAGAGAAAAAGGAUCGAGAGCAUCGCGGCGACUUUAUGGACUGUAUGAUGCGCUCGCACGGUCAGGAACAUGGGCUCAGCAAUGAUGAGCUUGUAGCCAAUUCAGACACCUUGAUCGUGGCCGGCUCCGAGACAACAGCCACUCUGCUUUGUGGCGUCACUUACUUUCUUCUCAGCACGCCGGAGGCCCUCGGAAAAUGUGUCAUGGAAGUCCGCAGUGCGUUCCGAAGCAGCAAGGAAAUAUCUUUUAAGACGGCAAGCAGUAGAUUGCCGUACAUGCUUGCUUGUCUCGAAGAAGCUUUGCGCCUGCUUCCACCAGUUCCGACGGUUCUGUUUCGCCAUACACCACCGGGCCAAGUGACGAUGGUAGACGGAUACGACAUCCCUGAAAGAACAUGCGUCGGAGUUCACCAUAUGUCUGCUUAUCACUCCGACACCAACUUCCACCGCGCCAGAGAUUUCUGUCCGGAACGCUGGCUUCCAGAGGUGCAGGGAGAUCCAGCUUCUCCCUUUUCCCAUGACCAACGUGACGCGUUCAAGCCUUUCAGCACCGGUCCAAGAGACUGCAUCGGCCGCAAUCUAGCUUACCAUGAGAUGCGCCUCAUCCUGGCGCAUGUUCUCUGGAACUUUGAUCUGAGGCUCGCUCCACAAAGUCGAGGGUGGACAGAGAGUCAGCGCACUUUUGCGCUGUGGGAGAAGCCUCCUCUAAUGAUUGAGCUACGGGCGAGGGCAGAUAUUGAGAAGGAAGCAUAG
Cladophialophora psammophila CBS 110553 is the source of this 1563-nucleotide messenger RNA. RefSeq lists its product as uncharacterized. Gene Ontology annotation, molecular function: oxidoreductase activity, acting on paired donors, with incorporation or reduction of molecular oxygen; monooxygenase activity; iron ion binding. The transcript has 2 exons. Bases 1 to 1563 code for a protein of 520 amino acids. The record is from RefSeq and is a predicted model, not a curated record. Lineage: Eukaryota; Fungi; Ascomycota; Eurotiomycetes; Chaetothyriales; Herpotrichiellaceae.